This is a messenger RNA of Lycium barbarum (goji berry), 1302 nucleotides long. Its product is annotated as acyltransferase Pun1-like. Bases 1 to 1302 code for a protein of 433 amino acids. NCBI's taxonomy places the organism in Eukaryota, Viridiplantae, Streptophyta, Magnoliopsida, Solanales, Solanaceae. The transcript has a single exon. The record is from RefSeq and is a predicted model, not a curated record.
AUGGCAUCAUCAUCAGUUGUUUCUUUGAUUUCCAAAAAGAUCAUCAAACCCUCUAUUCAAACUCCUAUUCCUCUUAGAUCUCACAAACUUUCCUUCCUUGAUCAAGUUUUUGAUAUGUCUAUUCCUUUUGCAUUUUUCUACCCGAAAAGGGGCAAUGACAAGUCUUCUGAACCUAGCCACGUGUCUCACCUACUUGAGAAAUCUCUUUCUAAAACUCUUUCGUAUUAUUAUCCUUACGCGGGAAGGAUAAAGGGUGAUCGCUCUGUUGAUUGUAACGACAUGGGAGUUGAUGUCUCCAACGUUUGUGUCCAUUGUCCCAUGUCGGAAAUUCUUAAACGCCCUUACACCAAUGGUGAAAACGUAGCUUUUCCCCAACGUCUACCUUGGAACCACACGGACGAAGGAAAUUUAGUUGUGGCUCAGGUUAGCUAUUUUGAUUGUGGAGGAAUAGCCAUUGGUGGAUGCUUAUCACACAAGAUCGGGGAUGCAUGCACUAUCAGCAAUUUCUUCUACAAUUGGGGGGUUUUGAAUCGUGACAAAAGUGUAACAUUAUCUCCUCGCUUUGUAGGAGAAUCCAUUUACCCCCAAUCUAAUGAUCCUUCUAUUGUUUCAACUAUCAAGCCAGAAGAACCAGGAUAUCUAGGGAAAAGGUUUGUGUUCCCUUCCGCUAAAAUAAAUGCCCUCAAAGCCAAAUUUUCCUUUGAUUCAGGAGUUCAGAAUCCAACUCGCACUGAAGUUGUGAGCACGCUAAUUUACAAACAUGCUAUAGCUGCAAGAACCACGAAUUUUGGUUCGUUUAAACCAUCUUCUUUGUUUCAAGUUUCAUACAUGCGCGAAAGGCUCAACCCGCCUCUUUCACAAGAUGCAUCCGGAAACAUUGUGUCCGGCUUCUCUGUGGAAACAACUAACGAAAGAGAAGUAAAUUGUUCUAGACUAGUAAGUGAAUUGAGGAAUGAGAAGGAGAAACUUGAUCAGGACAAAGCGAGGGCUAUAGAAAAUGCAUUUAUCUCUGAAGUAGUUGAUUUGCUUGAAAAAGGAAAAACCCCAUUCAAUAGCGACGUGCUUGACUAUUAUUUUUGUCUAAGUUUGAACGCGUUCCCUCUCUAUAAGACGGACUUUGGUUGGGGGAAGCCAGCUAGAGUGAGCCUCGCGACGGGCCCCUUCAAUAGGUGGUUUCAUCUGAUGGAUAAUCAAAGCGGAGGUGGCGUUGAAGCUAUAGUCAUGCUCGGCGAACAAGACAUGUCUAUAUUUGAAAGAGAUCCCGAGCUUCUGGAGUUUGCUAUUCCAGUUCCAAAUCAUUAA